CCAUCGACGGUGCACCGGCCUGUGAGCGUGUGUUAUGUCAGUACAAGGACUGGACCAGUUGAAGAUGGAGGUUGAACAAAGUUCCGCCACGUUGUGUUCUUGAAGUAAACUACCGUGAACACAACAGGAAGACAGACAGGGUCCAAACGGUCCCACGAGAUGUCCCCGAGGACCGGUGUGCGAGAUUAACUGGUUUUGAAUUAACUGUUUUUUUGUUUACAUCCGUGAGGCCGACGUGUUGUAGGAGCGGCCUCUCAGGACCCACGGUGACUAACUAGGAAAUACACAUUUCCAUCGUUUAGCCUCUGUCACGUUCUUUGUAUGGUAUGUUGUUAAAGACUAAACACGGAUGACUUUGCGGUCAAAUACACGACCUGUUCGGGAGGCUGUGGUUGGUUCAUACGCCGAGGACACGGAGCGAGGACGAGAGUAAAGGACAAAAGAGUGGAAUAUCUGCCCAGGUAGUGGCUGCCAUCGAUAUCAACACAACGGCCAAUCAAAUCUACAAGCACAAUUUCCCCGAUACCACCCUCUGGAACAAGACCAUUGAGGGAAUAACACUAGAUGUCUUCAAUAAAUUACCAUUUGACAUGAUUUUGAUGAGCCCACCUUGUCAGCCUUUUACCAGGAUAGGACUUCAGGGUGACAUUGCUGACCCCAGAACCAAGAGCUUCCUCUACAUCCUAGAUCUUCUGCCAAGGCUGUGCAGGCUGCCCCGCUUCAUCCUGCUGGAGAAUGUGAAAGGCUUCGAGAGCUCCUCUGCCAGGGAGUGCUUGGUGAAGACGCUCAUGGAAUGUGGAUACACUUUCCAGGAGAUCAUGGUCUCACCCACAAGUGUUGGGAUCCCAAAUUCAAGACUGCGUUAUUUCCUGAUUGCUAAGCUUUCAACAGAAAACAAAAGCACCCAGAGUUCAAAGAUGUUGGAUGCCUUCCCUGAGCAGCACACAGCCUCCAGUCCUCUCCCUCCAGCUCCCUGCCAGCCACAAGAGGACAUGCAGGGGGCUCGUGUCCUCUAUAAACAAGAGACAACAAUGGAUGCCCAGAGGAAGAUGAGUCAGAACAACGACCUGUCUGUCAGGCAGAUCCAAGACUUCCUGGAACCGCAGAUGGAAGUAAACCUUGAACACUAUCUUCUUCCUCCCAAAACACUGCUGCGAUAUGCUCUGCUGCUGGACAUUGUUCGGCCCACAUGCAGGAGGUCUGUGUGCUUUACUAAAGGCUAUGGCCGGUAUGUGGAGGGAACUGGCUCAGUACUGCAGUGCUGCAUGGAAACAGAGAUGGAGAACGUGUUUGGAGGUCUGGACCAGUUCUCUGAAGAGGAGAAACUCCAGCAGCUGCUGAAGCUCAGGUUGCGUUAUUUUACGCCCAGAGAACUUGCCAACCUCAUGGGCUUCCCUCAAAGCUUCUCCUUUCCGGAGCAGAUUAGCACCAAGCAGCAGUACAGAGCUCUGGGGAACAGCCUCAACGUGGUGGUGGUGGCCAGACUCCUCCAGAUGCUGGUGUCCUAGCCUCCUGAGACCCAGAAAUGACACUUCCAGCUCCCCGUCUCCAAGUCAAUGGAUUUGUUUUAACUUUAGAAAACCUUUCAAAAAACCAAAGGGGAGACUCAAACUGGAAAAGGAGGAGGUCCGUUUUGGACAAUGGUCGCUCGUUGCUGCCUACAUUCACGUCCACAGAGGUACUUCCUCUUCUUUUGGGUUUCCUGCCUUGUGGUACAUUGCUGCCUCUCACAGGUCGGGAUGAUAAGAUACAAUAAGACUUUAUUCAUCCUUAGGGAACGUUCCAAUUCAUGGGAAGACUGCAAAUACAAAGAAGUGUUGGCUCCGUGAUUUCCCUCUCAAUGAAUAAUCUUUUAUUUCUUAUCUUAUCAUCCCGAGCUGUGAGAGGCAGCAAUGUACCACAAGACAUGCAGUUUGACGGAAAUCCAAAAGAAGAAAUUGAAAAAGUACUUCUGUUUGAAGCAGUCCAAUCAGAGACCAGGAAUAACCCUCCAAUACGUACCUUUUCCUUGUGUUUUCUGAAAUGUUGUGCUUUGACCCUCAGGGCCACCGUACAAGUGGCUAAAUGAGACUACUAGUCAUGUGACUGGUAAAAUGCUGUUCAUAUGCAAAGAUUAUCUUGAUAACUUGCCAAACAAGUACCAUCCAUGUUUGUUUGCCACAGAGCAUUGUUGUUCUGCGGUUGGCCAACAACACGUCAUUGCAGCGCUCUGCUGUGGAUUAUGUGACAAAGGGGCGACUUUGGUUAAUUGGGCAAAUGUUUAACAGUGUAAGUUACAUUUCUAUAUUUCACUUCAAACAGUAUAUGUCUCUAUUGGAAGAAUAUUAAUAUGUUUAUUUUUUAUAAGCAUAAUUGCAGAUUAUUUUCCAAAGAAUCAAAAUAAAAACGUAAAAACAAA
Molecule: messenger RNA, 2398 nt
Organism: Cyclopterus lumpus (lumpfish)
Lineage: Eukaryota; Metazoa; Chordata; Actinopteri; Perciformes; Cyclopteridae
Gene: trdmt1
Product: tRNA aspartic acid methyltransferase 1
Exons: 11
Coding region: 591-1508 (305 amino acids)
Molecular function (GO): methyltransferase activity
Source: RefSeq, a predicted model, not a curated record